AUGAAACGGCACGCCCUUCAAAUCGUGCUGCUGGCUUUUUUUGUGGUCAACGUGGCGCCCAGCGCCGCGUCUGAAGGCAAUGGAACAGAGACUGGGGCAGAUUUCACUGUUACUAUUAGCAGAGAAGGAGUGAAAGAAGACAUGCAGCAGUUUUUUUCGCUCGGACCUUCAGCGACUCUCCGAGUUGUCGACGAGAGCAACAGCGCGAUCCUUCUGCCUCAAGCGGAAGGAGGGGAGGCACAGGACAGCGUAGCGUAUGAGUUUGAGAAUGGACACUGCAACUUCGGUAAAACAAUCGCGUACAAGGACAUGUUUUCCGGGUAUACGGAGCAAGUAUGGGCCCGCUCCUCAGCUGAGGCUGGCACCGAGGAAAAACAUGGCGGAAAAACCUCGAUCUACACAUUUACGAAUCCUCCUGUCGAGUAUUUGAAUGGGGGGGUCAGUUUCUGUGUGCGAUUCAUGACGAAACCCGCAGUGACAACAACCACGACGACCACCACACCGACAACGACGACGGCGGCAACAGCUCACUCCUCAGCACCUACUGAAGGCUCGUCAUCUGACUCCACUGGUGGUGAAGGCUCGUCACCUACGCCCGGUGACAGCGACGCAACUCAGCCUGGGACCGGCGGCGGUGGAGGUUCGUCGUCUGGAGAUUUGGAGGUGCCAGAACAGUCCCCGGCACCGAAGCCCCCCCUUGGCGCAGGUCCCCAAGACCACCAGAAUGGGCAGGAAGGCCCACAUGAAGGAGGUCAAGGAGAAUCCGAAGACGCACACCACACCGCUGAACAAAUUAUAUCUGGUCAAUCGGAAGGCGGGACUGGACAAUCCGCAGAGUCUCCUCAAUCGCCGCUGUCUGCUGGCAGCACUACUGAUGGGGGUCAUUCUUCGAGUGACCUGACCCAACAAUCCUAUGGUGCACAACAUGACGCCAGGAGCAAAUCGCACACUGUGACAGGCGGAACGGCCUCCUCCGAUGCGGAACCGCCACAAAAUGCUCAAGCUUCCGGUUUACAAACUUCUCACGGCGCACUCGCAGGUGCGGCCGGCCAUCACGAUCCUUCUACUGAGGACCAGCCGCGCUUGAGGCGGCUUUCUGACACAGACGCUUCAGCAGUGAAAUACUUGACGAUCGUCUUGCACUCCGCUGCUGCGAGCUCAUCCACAAACACACUGCUGGUGCCAGUUGCGUUGCUGUCCAUAACAGCAACACGUCUUUUUUCCGUGUAA
Molecule: messenger RNA, 1230 nt
Organism: Toxoplasma gondii ME49
Lineage: Eukaryota; Apicomplexa; Conoidasida; Eucoccidiorida; Sarcocystidae
Product: Toxoplasma gondii family A protein
Exons: 1
Coding region: 1-1230 (409 amino acids)
Source: RefSeq, a predicted model, not a curated record